CAAGCAGCGGCAGGCAAAGUGGUUCCGGCGACGCGGUCAGCUUACAGAGAAGGGGCUCCUGCCAGCGUCGCCACUCCUGUGCUUCGCGUUCGCAUAUCGGCAGCAGCGGCGCGUAGCCGGCCGCUGUCCUUGAGGGGGCCCCCCUCUUUCACUCGACGACGUGACUGCGAUCGGCGCGCGUGGAACGCAAACGACGGAGCGCUACAGCGCGCACCGUAGUACACCUUCCGGAAACGCGACCCACGUGGUUCCGGCCGUGACGUGCGUAGAUGGACGCCGUGCGAAGGCUGGGUGCGGUUCGCUGCUCGUCGUGCUGCAGCCGCCGCGUUCCAAACGCCACGAUCGUCGGGCACCGGUGACAGACAACACCCCCGGCCGAGCUCCCACGGAUUGAGGCACGGGACACGGAAAUCUGUCGCGCCGCCCAGCGCCUGUUGGUUUUGUGUUGUGUGUGUGCGUGUGCAGCCGUGCGCCGCGCGUGUUGUGUUGACUCCGUCGUGGUGCGUCGUUCGUGCGCUCACGCGAGCAAGUGGUGAGCGCGGCGGCAUCAGCGCGGGAAAUUCGAAGGCACAAUGAAUCCGACCGACGAAGCGCACUGGAACUCGUCGGCCGCUUCCGAAAGCCACGGGCGUCAGUUCGAUGUGUAUUGGAGCGAGUGCGAUCACUUCCGCAUCGACGACGAUGAAGAGGAAGACGACCGAGCGACCCACCAGAAUCCGGAGGAGCAGGAUGCCGACUGGCUCCGCGAGGUGGGACUCGACUUCGUGCUCGAUGAUGUCCUCGGGUCAAGCGGCGGGACUCAUCACCAGCAUAAUGAUGGAUCCGCGCCACCAGUGGCGCCUCCUCCGGCGGCACGUUCGUACGUGCGUACGCUGAGCCGGGAGCAGGCAGCGGCCGUCCAGAGGCGGCUGGACACGGUCACUCUGCGCCGGCGCAAGCACCACGCGCGACAAGACGUACGCAACGUCUUCGACCCGGCCGCCCACCAGAAUGCCGGCGACGCCGCGGACGGACGCCGUGGCGAGAUGCGCCUGUCGACCGCCGCGCCACCCAGCGGUCGUGCCCCUCCGGGUCCUCUGUGGAAGAACCACUGGAACCAGUACGACGCCAUCGCUACGCCCGACGUCAAAGGCGUGGCCGUGCUGGGGUUCAAGAUGAAAGGGACGUUGCGAGGACCGCCGGCGGAAGCAGCGUCCCUGACGCCGCCCGAAGAGGACGACGAGGACGAGUCACCGGUCGCGGUCCAGCCCGGGGUCGACUGGACCUUGCAACCCGGUUUCAACGACUCAUUCAGCUUGGACAGCCAAGACCAGGAGCUUCCUCUGGUGACUCUGUGCGAACAGCCCGCGGGCGUCACGGUACCCAGCCACCUGUCGCCGGCCGACUGGCGCAAGGUUCGCAGCCUGGCGCUCAUCGAACUCACCGCACUUUUCGACCGACUGGGCAUCACUUACGCUCGGCGAAAGAACACGCGCCGGAAAACCAAAGAGAGCCCGCUGUACGGAGUACCACUCACGACUCUGCUGGAGCAGGACAACGCGCGGCACGCUCCGGUGCAGCACAAGGUGCCGCUCAUCAUCCGGGAGAUUCUGGAUCAUCUGCGCCGCCAUGCACUGCAGGAGGAAGGCAUCCUACGCGUUUCUGGUUCCGCGCUAAAGAUUGACGCGCUGCGGUCCGAACUCGAGUCGUGCUACAACGGGAGCCGUAAUCCGGAGCAGAUCGGAUCAGUGCUGAGUCGCUUCGGCGUGCACGAGGUUGCCGGCCUGCUGAAGCAGCUUCUGCGCAACCUGCCCGAGCCGCUGCUCACCAACAAGUACGCCGAGGCCUUUCUGCACGUAGAAGGCAUCCCUACCUUGCUGGAGCAGAUCAAAGCCCUCAACUUGCUCGUGCUGCUGCUGCCGGAAGCAAAUCGCUCCACAUUACUGGCUCUGGUCAACUUCCUGGCGGACGUGACGGAGCGAGACGGCCGGAACCGGAUGUCGGUGCAGAACGUGGCCAUGAUCAUCGCGCCGAACUUGUUCGCCCCGAAGCGGCGCAAGGCGACCGAGGAGAAUCUGCGAGUGGCGCGCGCUGCCACCAACGUCACGCGCAUGCUCAUCUGGUACCAGCAGCUGCUGUGGAUUGUGCCGUCUCAAUUUAUGGGCCAGAUUCGUCUGGAGUACAGGAUACACUACGAGAAGAAACACGCGAAGGAAAACAAGAAGAAGAGGAAUCAACGAAAAGACCGGGCAUCUUGGUUUGAACCGCGGGAUAACGAAGAUACCGUGUUUCGUGUUCGCGUCGACCACGAGGGACCGACGGGCACUACGCACCAGGUGGCGCUGAACGACGCCACUACUGCCGGCAGCGUCGUGGGCGAGGUGUUCCUGGCCAUGCACUUCGAGGCGCGCAAGAGGGACAUCGCCACCGGCAAAGGAUCGCCACACGGGAGGUCCUCGGAGCACCAUUCUGGCGACAGUCGCUUCGCGAGUGACGUCAACACCUUCCUGCAAUACCACUGGCUCUACGAAGUUGGCGGCUACAUAGGUUGGCGCCAGCUCGAGCACAGCACCAACGUGACCGCCGUGCGCGCGGAGAAUCCCGUGGCCGAGUGGGUGGUGCGCUGUCACCACAUCCGAUGACCGCUCGCCCGCCAUUAUUCUAGUAGCAUUCCAAAGUUCUAGUUUGUUUGUUCACGUUCCCACCUGGCAGUGCAACUCGCUGUCGACUCAACACCAACGGGCUUGUUGAUUGUCAGCUGGGAACCACCACAGAAACCAGCCAUCAAGCUUAAACCUUUCAGAACGCUUCAGUAAGCAAGUGUCUUGUGAGAAUGGUGUAUAGGACCGUGGGGUAGCUGGUAUUCUGCGGUGAAGUGCACAAUGCGAGAGCGCCUGAGGAUUCGAAAGGAACAAUUGAGACGUGUGUUGAUGGUGAUCUUCGGGCCAAGGGCCAGGGUUUGUCUGACGAAGUCGGAUAAGCACACGUCGCCCCCAGACAUUAAGAAGGUACUAGCAGCGCAUAUACGAUAGGAAAAGGGACAGGAUAACAAAAGCGCUCUUUGCCUCAACUUAUCCUGUCUCUUGUCCUUAUCGUCUAUGCGCUGUCAAUAUCCUCUUAAUGGAUCCCUACCAACUCGCCCAAGUUUCAGUUCGUACCCCGUCAGGCAAGCACGGCUAUACAUGGAGUUCCAGUUCGUCCAAAUUAACCGUCGUUUUAGAUGCUGUCAUGCCAUAAAUAAUGAAGGACAUCAGUGGACAGCUCUGGUUGACUUCACGUGGAACGCAGGUGGCGGCAAGUUUCGUCCCUCCUUCGAUCUCGCUGGCCGCCGGCGAACAGAGGGCAAACGCGGGAAGGUCUACACAGAAGGUGACUUGUUCUUACCCGACUUCGCUCGACAGACCAUGGCUCUUGGCUUGAACCUCGCCAUCGCGCUCGUCUAAGCGUGGCCUCCGCGAUUAGCUCCGGCAACGCGCCGUUUUGCUGGAGCUAAUCGCGGAGGCCACGUUCUAAGUCCCUUUCCGUCCCUUGUCAGGGCUCGCACUGUGCACUUCACCGUGGCUUCGGGGGACUGGCCAGGUGAUCAUUCGUGGCCGACUAGCUCUUAAGUAAGUGUCCUCAGGACAGCUGCAGAGUUGUGUAAUAGUACGCGUCAGAGCUGCUUACUGAUGGUGGUCACGAGAUCGUGUUGUCCUGGAAAGUUCAAACAAAGGUCAUUUGUUGCAGUAUUGUGGAGUAGAUGAUAGCCUGCGUUGGCAGGAAGUGUGGCUCAGCUUUUUCUGAACUAUAGGUCAGCUCGCCUGGAAUGCUGCUCUGGAGAGCCAGGGUCUUAGCCUUCAGCUCGCGCCUUCCGCCUCCCAUCGGUAUAUACAUGCCAUACAGUUGUGUAUUUUUUGAUAGGCAAGAUCGUUGUAUACAUGAAUCAUGCAUGUCGUCUUAUUGUUGUUUUUAAUGUUAAUGAUUAAAUGAGAUUUAUACCAGA
Molecule: messenger RNA, 3961 nt
Organism: Rhipicephalus sanguineus (brown dog tick)
Lineage: Eukaryota; Metazoa; Arthropoda; Arachnida; Ixodida; Ixodidae
Product: rho GTPase-activating protein 18
Exons: 18
Coding region: 573-2621 (682 amino acids)
Biological process (GO): regulation of small GTPase mediated signal transduction; signal transduction; regulation of actin filament polymerization
Cellular component (GO): cytoplasm
Molecular function (GO): GTPase activator activity
Source: RefSeq, a predicted model, not a curated record